AGGAGUCCCUAGCGUCUCGGACGUGGAAAGUGGCUCUGCGGCGGCCUCCUUCUUGUCCCCUCAGCCUGCCCACCCGAGGCCGGGUUCCCAGGUGGCGGCGGCUGCGGCUGGGCCUGUCGCGGAGCGUUCUCUCUGCCCGAGUCCUGGGCCUGGGGGAACCGAGCGGUGAGGGAGUGACGCCCGGCCUGGCCCAGCCCCGGUCCAGCCCCGGCUUUCCCGGGGCCUGUGACGGUGGCCACAGGCCUCGCCGCGCCCACCCCAGCCUGGGGCGGGGCACGACCUCGCCGCCCGCAUCCCCGCCCCUUCUGCCUGCCCAGCGCCUGGUCAUUCCCUUCAGCCCAGCGUAGGCAUAAUCGUCUCGUCCCUCCGGGACCCGGCAGUCCCCUGGCUCCGGCCGCUAGGGAACAUGGAGUUUGCGGAGCUGAUUAAGACCCCACGGGUGGACAAUGUGGUGCUGCACCGGCCUUUCUACCCGGCCGUCGAGGGGACCUUGUGUCUUACUGGCCACCACCUGAUCCUGUCCUCCCGGCAGGACAACACGGAGGAGCUGUGGCUCCUCCAUUCAAACAUUGACGCCAUCGAUAAGCGGUUUGUGGGACCACUGGGUACCAUCAUCAUAAAAUGUAAGGAUUUUCGAAUUAUUCAGUUGGAUAUUCCUGGAAUGGAGGAAUGUUUGAAUAUAGCCAGUUCCAUUGAGGCAUUAUCUACCCUGGACUCCAUCACUCUGAUGUACCCUUUCUUUUACCGGCCCAUGUUUGAAGUGAUAGAAGAUGGCUGGCAUUCUUUCCUUCCUGAGCAAGAGUUUGAACUCUACUCUUCAGCUACCAGUGAAUGGAGGUUAAGCUAUGUCAAUAAGGAAUUUGCUGUUUGCCCCUCUUACCCACCAAUUGUCAUAGUGCCCAAAGCCAUGGAUGAUGAAGCUCUUCGGAAGGUAGCUACGUUUCGACAUGGAGGACGCUUCCCAGUACUCAGCUACUAUCAUAAAAAAAAUGGAAUGGUUAUUAUGCGAAGUGGUCAGCCACUCACUGGCACAAAUGGGAGACGGUGCAAAGAAGAUGAGAAGCUGAUAAAUGCUACCCUCAGGGCAGGAAAGCGUGGCUACAUCAUUGACACCCGACCUCUAAACGUAGCUCAGCAAGCUAGAGCCAAAGGCGGCGGCUUUGAACAAGAAGCUCAUUAUCCCCAGUGGAGGCGGAUUCAUAAGUCCAUUGAGAGGUAUCACAUUCUUCAGGAGAGCUUAAUCAAACUCGUGGAAGCUUGUAAUGACCAAACACAUAACAUGGACCGAUGGCUCAGUAGAUUGGAGGCCUCCAACUGGCUGACUCACAUCAAAGAGAUUCUGACAACUGCCUGUCUGGCAGCUCAGUGUCUUGACAGGGAAGGAGCAUCCAUACUGAUUCAUGGAACAGAAGGAACUGAUUCCACACUCCAGGUUACCUCCCUGGCCCAGAUCAUCUUGGAACCAAGAAGCAGGACCAUCCGGGGCUUUGAGGCCUUGAUAGAGAGAGAGUGGCUUCAGGCUGGUCACCCAUUCCAACAGCGCUGUGCACAGUCGGCCUAUUGUAAUAGUAAGCAGAAGUGGGAGUCGCCUGUAUUUCUUCUCUUCUUGGACUGUGUGUGGCAGAUACUUCGUCAGUUCCCUUGUUCAUUUGAAUUUAAUGAGAAUCUCCUCAUCAUGCUCUUUGAGCAUGCAUAUGCCUCACAGUUUGGAACAUUUCUGGGCAACAAUGAAAGUGAAAGAUGUAAGUUGAAGCUACAGCAGAAAACAAUGUCUCUAUGGUCUUGGGUCAACCGGCCCAGUGAACUGAGUAAGUUCACCAACCCUCUCUUUGAAGCCAACAAUCUUGUCAUCUGGCCUUCGGUUGCUCCACAGAGUCUUCAGCUGUGGGAGGGUAUUUUUCUGCGCUGGAACAGAUCCUCCAAGUAUUUGGAUGAAGCAUAUGAAGAAAUGGUUAACAUCAUUGAAUAUAACAAGGAAUUACAAGCAAAAGUAAAUAUCCUUAGGCGGCAGUUGGCAGAACUGGAGACUGAGGAUGGGAUGCAGGAGAGCCCCUGAAUUCCAGAUCCCCUGCAGCCCUCGGAGGACCAUCCGGACUGGUAUCCCAUCUCUGUCUCCCUUGCCCUUCAGUUCACUUUCACACAGUAGCCUUAAACUUAAGGCUUUAGAUGUGAGAACCUUCUAAUAUAAUGGACUCCUCAAAAAUUUAUGAAUGGAACUUACUAUAAUUAUUCAUGUUUCAUGUGGCCUGUUAGGCCUCUUCACUUUGGGAGCAGGAAGGAGGUGCUAGUCAUUUUAUUUUACAUGAAGCAAGUGACCUAUUUAAUGCCAUUUGUGUAUACACCAUUUCACCCUAAGCUUUUCUCUGCAUCCACUUUCCAAACAGUGCUCCAGACCAGUCAAGAAUAUGAUUAAUCUCUUAGGGAAUAUCUGUUAGUUUAAAAAAAGGAUCAGACUUUGAAUCACUCCAAAUAUAGAAAUAUUUUUCAAACCUGAAAUGGUUGGUAAAGGAAUAAUUUUGUGUUUAACAUGCCAUUUCCAAUAUCUUUGCCACAUAAAAAAGCCAUUCUCUUUAAAAUAGUUUUGGACUGACAGAGCUGAAUUCAUCCUCAUUCUGAUUUGUCAAGAAAGCAAAAGCUGAAUAUUUAUUCAAGGUAAAUUAUUUUUACAAGGGCAACAGCUAUAGUUCUCUGAUAUUUACAUUAAGAGGUAAAUUUAUUGUGACACUAAAAUAUGUGCAAUAUAGAAAUAAAGUAGGGGGCUUCCCUGGUGGUGCAGUGGUUGAGAAUCCGCCUGCCGAUGCAGGGGACACGGGUUCGUGCCCCGGUCUGGGAAGAUCCCACAUGCCGCGGAGCGGUUGGGCCCGUGAGCCAUGGCCGCUGAGCCUGCGCGUCCAGAGCCUGUGCUCUGCAACGGGAGAAGCGACAACAGUGAGAGGCCCGCGUACCACAAAAAAAAAAAAAAAAAAAAAAAAGUAGGAAUUUGUUACUGAUUAAGCUAUCAUUAGUGUGUUGAAUUGGUUUUUCAGGGUUUUGACACAUGUUAAAUGUGUGUCAAAUGCUGGAUGUAACGUUAAACCGUCAUUUAGAAUAGAUGUUAAUUUGUUAUGAUUAAGCUACAUAUACGGUUUCCUUAAACCAGAGAUGCACUGCCCUUGUCUGUAGUUCUUAUUGCACUGGUUUAUGUAUGGAUAUGUGUGUUUUUUUUUUAAAUAUUCUAAGAGUUUACUAAUACUAAGGUUAAAAUUUUCUUAUUGUCUUGAGCCUUUUGAACAUUAUCUUGACUCUGCUGAUUUGUUCAUUAUAUGUUAGGCAAAUAAUAAUUUAAGUGGAGGUGAAAGUUUAUGAACAUGAUGCAGCUAUGUUUUAAACUUCAGAAGCCAAUUUGAAAUGUUUCAAUGUUACAGAAACAAUGAUGCCUAUAUUUAUGUGCUAUGCUGGUUUAUGCCUGCAAUUCUAAAAGUUUGUGGUUUGGUGCUUUCCUUAUACAUUUUUGUUAUGUGGCACAGGUCGUUUUAACAGAUACUGUCAAUUCUAGUUUUCCUUUAAAAGGAUAGUUGAAGGGCAGUCUUUAAUACCAUUUCCAUCCCAUCUAUAUAUAACCAUUUCAUUGUAAAACACACCAAAACAGAACCCUGCUUUAGGGCUAUUAUUGAGUUAAAAUUUUAAUUCUUCAUAAUCGACUGUAGCAAAAUCUGUGUCCACAUUCAGAAGCCUUAGAAAGUGGCAAAUAUUAUCUCCAGUUGCCCAAUUUUUUUUUUCUCCUGUUUCCUUAGACUUGUAGCAAAAGGCUAGACAGCAAUCCACAGUUAGAGCUCUCUUUUGGUAAAUUUGUCUGCUUUCUCCUCAAAGCCCAGUUGUAUUCGUGACCUGUUUUGUUGGCUAUAGUUAUGAAUCUUGGGGCAUUAAAGCCGUCACCUAAAGACUCAUAAGGCAAGGAGCAAAGAAGAUGUACUUUUUUGCUGUAGAUAUCUGUGUGUUGUGUGAAAUGUCUGUAUUAAUUUUUUAAAAGAGGAAACGCCCUAGCAUUUUAUGGAUCCUCAAAAUUGAAGGAGCCUUUUUCUCCUCAGUUAAUGGACCCAUAAGGAAAACCAUAUAGAGAUUUUCUUUUAGUGAUUCUUUAGAAGUGACUCUCACUGGUAAUAUUAAUUGGCCGUAAGGCUUCUGUGGGUGGAAACUUAGGAGGGAUUUUUUAUUAGGCUUGGUCAUGGAGAAAUUGUAUGCCAUCAACUUAUACCUGUCUUCCUGAUGAACAUUUUACAUGUGAGCCAGAGUACAAUAAUAGUAUAGUGUUUCAAUUUCUUUUUCUUUCUCUUAUUGAGACAGCAGUCAUAAGCUGUUUGGACAAGUUUGUGUUUUAGUGUUAAUUUAUAAUUAGGGAUUGUCCAAACCUCAGUUCAGUUUACAGGGUGUAAAAACAAACUUUGGUAUCAGUGCACUUUCAAAGGUGUCAUCUAAUAAGACAAAUACUAAGGUUUCCCCAAACCUGAGAACUCUGUCAAAGACAAGUGCUUUAUCAAUAUAAUUUGAAGAGGGUUUUUAGUAAUACUAUUAAGUUACUCAUCCCUUGGAUGAAUGAAAAGAAUAAUUACAGUGGAUAUACUUAUGAGAAGCUACUUAUUAAAGGUUAAGUUUGGAGAAUUGUCUUUUUGCUAAAUAUGGCUUUAAAAACUUUAAUGAAGAGAAUGAUGGCCGAAUUAGUGAGCAUGCAGAUUACCCCAUUACAAGCCAAUAAUAAAGUGAGGUAUAAUCAAGUUCGUGUACAUUAUUGUGAAGGCUGGUUUACAUUUUUGGAAUGCAAAAAAGUAAGCCCCACAAAGAAUAUUUUAAAAAUAUUGCUACAGUACAGGGAUCCUUAGAUUUAAAUUAAUAAUUUUUAAAAAAUCAGAAGAACAUAGUUUGUUGGUUAUAUAAAAAUGCUGAAACUUUUUGGGUGGUCUAAGACUUUUCAGUAGUUUGAAUUUUUCAUUUUGAUUUUAUUAAAUGGGAAGAAUACAAGCAGAAAUUAUAAAACCUUACAGGUUUAAGACACCUAUAAAUUUGUUUUAUUUCUAAGAAAAAUUAGGCCUUUGAAGCAAGUUUUUAAAGUGAUUUUUGGGAAAACUUUGGAAGACAAUAGAUAGACAUUUAAGAUCUGUAUGGAGAAUUUAAAAACUUUUCUUUGAAUUCUAAAGCCUGAUUUUGUAGAGGUGAUAUGUCACUGCUUUUCAUUUUAAAGGAUGAAAAUUUAGUGAGAUUUUAGUCUUUGAUUCAGUCAGUAUUUAUGUUAAAUUAAAAAAGUCAAUAUCAUGGAAAAGAUUUGACCAGUAAUUGUCUCUUGAAGUGAAAAACGGGGAAUAUUUUGCUGCAUUUAAAAAUAAUCUGCUUAAGAUGUAACUCUUAAAGUUAUCUGGUUUCAAGAUUAGCUGUUUUAAUUGUCAGUCUUAACUAAGUCAUCAGGUUCACUUACUAUCAGACCUUAACCUGAGACACAGUUUUGGUAUUUACCCAUAUCCAGAUUUAAUGAAUUAAAACAAACAACAUGAGUCUAUUAGGAGCACUCUUUAUCAGAGAGGUAUUUCCUGGACAAAAAAUGGGCAAUAUUUAGAACAGUUAGUCCCCUGGUUCUGGAAGCUUUGAAAUUUAUGAGAGAAUGAAGUCAUUCAUUCAGUACCUCUGAUACAGGUUUAUCCUAUACCUCAGGACAACACAGAUUAAUUAUUUCUUAUUCUUUAACAUGGCUCAGAUCUUCCCCCUCCAGAGCUGGUACAGUAAGUUAUUAUAGGUAGUAUUUUUGUGUAAUUCACCGUAUUAACAAAAAACAGUAAAAGACUGGUUUCUACAUUAAUAUUUAUUCUCAGAUGGUAUGAAAUGCUAAUUUUUGUUUUCUUGACUAAAACGACUUCUGCCUUCACUCAUUCCUUAUAAUCUGGUGUCCACAGCAUUUUCUUCCUUUAAACCAAAAGCCCAGAAGAGACCUUCUGAAACUCUAGGGCUAGGUUUUAGAAAGUCUGAACUUGUAAUCUAAAUUCCCUUUAAAAUAAACUAAUGUCCUAUUUCUGAACUACAGUGCAGAACUGUAGUUUCUGCUUAAUUAAUGAAAAAUAACGGGGCUCACUGCAGACACUACGUUGUCAUGAAAAAUACUUCACGAUGAGAGCUUACUGUCUGCUAGGGCCAUUCUGUUUAUCUAUGAGUGUACAGAUUAAAUAUAUUUGUGAUUUGUAAUAAAAACAAGUUGUGCAACACUGCCUGUGUCUGUCUGCCCAAGACAUCUGCUUCACUUUUUCAAAUGCAUGUAUUUUUGGAGAGGUGGAUUAUUCUACACAAAUACACCCUGAGUUCUGCUUUUUAGAAUCCUUAUAGAUCUAUUAUCAUCUACACUGAAAGUGUUGUACUUGCACAACUUAUUUUAAAAAAUAAAUUAAAAAAAAAGAGUAUGUAUUUCUUCAGUAGCCAUGUAUUUGAAUUGUACUCUUGAUAUAUUUGAAUGUGACUCUUGGAUAUAAGUGCACUAUUAUUCAUUUCUUACACAAUAAAACUGCACUGUAUGGCAAAUGUGUCUGUAAUGUAUGCUUUGCUAAAACCUCAGAGUGCUGUAAUGUACAGGUUUUUACAUGAUGAACCUGUCAGCAUAUAGGGGAAAUCCUGAACUUCUGUUAAGUCUGUGUAACAUUUUAAUAUUAUUUGUAAUGUUUCCUUAAGUGGUAAGUUCACUUAUGUCCUAAGACUGGAAUCAUUUAUCUUGAGUUGGCUGCUUUGUCAAGCUUGGUUUACUGAAUCAAACAAACGUGUCGAACAUGGUACUGUUAGUGUAUGAGAUUUAUGUGUCAUGUUCUCCCUCUGCCUCAGAGGACUGUUUCACAGAUGCUAGUGUUAAAUAUCUAUAGACAAUGGUAAUAAAUUGAAUACAUUCAAAUGCAGUAAAUUAAAUCUAU
Molecule: messenger RNA, 6914 nt
Organism: Physeter macrocephalus (sperm whale)
Lineage: Eukaryota; Metazoa; Chordata; Mammalia; Artiodactyla; Physeteridae
Gene: MTMR9
Product: myotubularin related protein 9
Exons: 10
Coding region: 407-2056 (549 amino acids)
Biological process (GO): phosphatidylinositol dephosphorylation; negative regulation of autophagy
Cellular component (GO): cytoplasm; membrane
Molecular function (GO): phosphatidylinositol-3-phosphate phosphatase activity
Source: RefSeq, a predicted model, not a curated record